UCCGGGUUGCGGCGGGAGCGGCUGGCGGUGUAGGCUCCGGUGCUGUGGGGCGGGCGGUGUUCCCCGUCCUCCCUCCCGAUACCGCUCUGCGUCGCUCCGCCGUUACCCCUGCCUGCUGCGCCUCUCCUGGAGGUGAGCGGGGCCGGGCAGGGUCCUGCUCCUCGGCGGGGGAAUGUGUUAACUUUUUCAGUGUCUGUGGAAUAGCAUUUCCUCUGCAAAGGUUAAAGUUUAUUUUAUCAUACAAGUUCAUCAGUGCCAUAAUGAGGCUGGUAAUUCUUGAAGAUUACGAUCAGGCUAGUGAAUGGGCAGCAAAAUACAUCUGUAAUCGUAUUAUCCAGUUCAAGCCAAGUCAAGGAAGAUAUUUCACGCUUGGUCUACCAACAGGGAGUACACCUCUGGGAUGCUACAAAAAGCUGAUAGAAUAUCACAAGAAAGGAGAUCUGUCUUUCAAAUAUGUAAAGACUUUCAACAUGGAUGAAUAUGUAGGGCUUCCCAGAAACCAUCCAGAGAGCUAUCAUUCCUACAUGUGGAAUAACUUCUUUAAACAUAUUGACAUAGAUCCAAAUAAUGCUCAUAUCCUUGAUGGGAAUGCUCCAGACUUACAGGCGGAAUGUGAUGCAUUUGAAAAGAAAAUUGAAGAAGCAGGGGGGAUUGAUCUGUUUGUUGGAGGCAUUGGUCCAGAUGGCCACAUUGCAUUCAAUGAACCCGGAUCAAGUUUGUCUUCAAGAACAAGAUUAAAGACUUUAGCAAUGGACACCAUUUUGGCAAAUGCUAAAUACUUUGAUGGAGACUUAUCUAAAGUACCAACUAUGGCGCUAACAGUUGGUGUGGGUACAGUGAUGGAUGCUAGAGAAGUGAUGAUUCUUAUAACAGGUGCACAUAAGGCAUUUGCCUUGUACAAAGCAAUUGAAGAAGGAGUCAAUCAUAUGUGGACAGUUUCUGCUUUCCAGCAACACCCUCGUACUAUCUUCGUGUGUGAUGAAGAUGCUACUUUAGAACUAAGAGUUAAAACUGUGAAGUACUUUAAAGGUUUGGAGGGUUUUGCACAAAUACCUGAAGCUAAGUCAUUACCUCUAGAGACAAAAUAAGCUGGGUUCUUGAGUCAGUUACAGGUGGCUGUGUAGUAUGGCUGAAUGUGUCAGUAAGUGAAUAAGGAAAUAGUAACAUCUGUGAUUUAUAUCAAGUAAUCACACACUGAUUAGAAAUAGAUGCUGUAUAAAAUGCCUUUUGCUGUGGUUUCAUAUUAUAAUGGCCUCAGAUUGUAGUUACUCAAAUUUUAUGUUGCUGGAGUGAUACUAAGUUUGCUACCAGAUGCAUCAUGUAGCAAAAGGUAUUUGAAUAGUCAUCACCAUAAAUAAUCAUGAAAAUGUGCACUACUGUCAGACUUCUAUAGUUUUUAAGAAAAUUUCUCUUUUAAUGUUGCAUAUUACUUCCAUUUGUAACUUUGUAAGUUAAUCUUUAGUUUGGUGCUAAAAUGGACUUUCACUUUGCAGAUUGUGAACACUGAUCAGUUACUGUUACUAGUCCUUCAGGUGAAAUGAGGUUACAAAUAUACCAGAGACCGAAUGUCAGACAUACCUAGAUGUAGGUAACUUUUUUACUAAAUUGUAAGAAAGUAAAGAAAGAAGCAUUUUUUUUUUUUAUUGCCCUUCUCUUCAUCAUUUUCCAAAAAUAAGUCUCUAAAUAGAAGAAAAAAAACCUCCUCUAAUCACAACCAUGACUGGUAUAUGACCAAAACCAGCCCAGCUAAAAUAGAAAAUAGUUGAGCUGAUGUUCUGACUCUUCAUUAACAGUCUGGAUACUUUCAGUUUGGUUUUGCUUGUCUAGGACCACAAGUAUGCUGUUAAUUACAAAGACAGUAAUGGUGCAAUGCUAGAACACUGCAAUUCAAGCUGUAAAAGUAUUAGUAUAUGUACAUUUGAAUUUUAUGCCAAAUGUGGUAUGAGGGAACUUUAUAUUGCUGUUAUGCAGUCUUUAACACGAAAGAUGGGUGGAUCUCAUGUAUUCAAUUCAUUUGGAAGUAUUCCAGAUCUACUUUUUGAUGGUCUGUUAUCAGAGAACUCUCUCAUACCUGCUCUCUUUAUAGUGAAGUUUUCAUUAGUAUUCAAGUGAUACAGGAAUAUAUAUGCUGUCUUUAACUUUCGAUUUUAAACUACUUUAGCUGUUGUUAGUCUCUCCAGUGAGCUAUUUAAAAUGUGUACUUUGAAGCAAAAUCCUAAUAAAAAUGUGGAUAGAAGGACACAUUGAAAAAGUAUAACUAAUGUAAAGCUGGCAUUGUUGCUUUCCCCCCAAGGUUUAAUGCAUGUGCACAAUAAGCUUGUGGACCCACUGUACAGUAUGAAAGAAAACUGAAAGAAGAGUUGAAGAGGAACUCCAUGUGGGUCAACAGCAGCAGUUUUAGGUAGCAGAUGAGUUCACUGCUAUGCAAUAUGCUGAAAACUGUUUAAAAUGGGGAAUCCUAGGUACUGUAUUUUUUAAAAGGUCCAAUAUCUGUACAUUUACAUUCCAUCUGUUUGCUGCAUUGUGCAUUUUGCUUUAACAUUUGGAGCUCUGUUGUUGGCUGGUACAUAACUAAAUGGAAGAGAACAAACCUGUGGGAGACUGCAUGUUAUGUAAGGGGGAGAAAAGCAGAGCACUUUUCUAGCACAGCAAUGUAAUGCAUCUGCCUUGUGUUAGAUGAUAUUCUGUUUCCAAGCAUUUGUAAUUUUUGGCUUGAUUAGUGUAACUACAUUUUGCAUUUGUGUCUUUAGGCAGAAUGUUUUUGGCCUUUAUGGACUUGUAAUAGUUGUACAAUUUCUACUAUGAAAUGUUCUGUUUACAUAUAUCUAAUGUACACUGAGCUUUUGCACUUGGUUGCCUUAAGUAUCUUAAACAGUUUUGGGGCAUCUCAAGUCCUGUUGUACAAUUCAGGCAAAUAAAAAUACAAAAACAGUGCCUAAAACUGCACCAAAUUCUUUAAAAUUAUAACUUACUCCACAGAUAAAAAUAUUAAAAACUUCUGCCAUAGCACUUUUUCCUCUCAUGUAUUUUAAAUUACUUUAGCAUUUUUAUAUUUUUGGUACUUGAGCUUUAUACAUGAAGAAAUGUUCCUUUCUGGAGGUACCUGUUUAAUUGUACCAUGGAUGUUACUAUUAAAUGCCUGAAAAGAGGUUAAUUUACAGGAAUAUAAUGUCUGCAAGUUCAAUACCUGAUCAUUUGAAGUCAACUGUUGAUCACUUUGCAAUAGUUACCUCUCAUUGUAUCAUUAUAAACAUUGAGCUCUUACAAGGAAUGUCAUUUCCUACUUUUGAAUGUAAGUAAAACUUAAAUAUAAAUCUUUAAUUUCAAAA
This is a messenger RNA of Strigops habroptila (Kakapo), 3329 nucleotides long. RefSeq names its product glucosamine-6-phosphate deaminase 2 (gene GNPDA2). The coding region runs from base 261 to 1088 and encodes 275 amino acids. The record is from RefSeq and is a predicted model, not a curated record. Gene Ontology annotation, cellular component: cytoplasm. Gene Ontology annotation, molecular function: identical protein binding; glucosamine-6-phosphate deaminase activity. Gene Ontology annotation, biological process: carbohydrate metabolic process; N-acetylneuraminate catabolic process; N-acetylglucosamine catabolic process. NCBI's taxonomy places the organism in Eukaryota, Metazoa, Chordata, Aves, Psittaciformes, Psittacidae. The transcript is spliced from 8 exons.